Pygocentrus nattereri (red-bellied piranha) is the source of this 1116-nucleotide messenger RNA. RefSeq names its product stonustoxin subunit alpha-like. The record is from RefSeq and is a predicted model, not a curated record. The transcript is spliced from 6 exons. Gene Ontology annotation, molecular function: protein binding. Bases 1 to 1008 code for a protein of 335 amino acids. NCBI's taxonomy places the organism in Eukaryota, Metazoa, Chordata, Actinopteri, Characiformes, Serrasalmidae.
AUGGCUGUGAAACACAGUAACUCCCUGAAGUUCUCCUGCAGUAACUCUGUCUCUGAGCUUCAUGCUGUGUUUCUCUUCAUACUAGAUUCAUGCAAUCUUGAGGAAAAAUCUUGUGAAAUUCUGGGAUCAGUACUGCAACUGGUAAACUCUUCCCUGAAAGAUCUGGACCUCAGUAAAAAUGACCUUCAGGAUUCAGGAACAAAGCUGCUCUCUACUGGACUGAAGAGUCGACACUGUAAACUGGAGAUACUCAGGUUAUCUGGUUGUAUGAUUACAGAGGAAGGCUGUUCUGCUCUGACUUCAGCUCUGAGUUCAAACCCCUCACACCUGAAAGAACUGGAUCUGACCUACAACCACCCAGGAGAUACAGGAGUGAAGCUGCUCUCUGCCAGACUGGAGGAUCCACACUGCAGACUGGAGACUCUCAGGGUGGAUUAUGGGGGGGAGGUCAGGAUGAAACCAGGACUAAAGAAAUAUUCCUGUGAUGUCACUCUGGACCCAAACACAGCAAACACUCGUCUCUCUCUGAGUGAGGAGAACAGAAAGGUGGUGAAUGUGGAGGAGAGUCAGUCGUAUCCUGAUCAUCCAGAGAGAUUUGAUGUCUGGGAUCAGUUUCUCUGUAGAGAGACUCUGACUGGACGCUGUUACUGGGAGGCUCAGUGGAGCGGAGAUGUUUAUAUAGCAGUGACUUAUAAAGGAAUCAGGAGAAAAGGAAUCAGUUAUGAAUGUCGGUUAGGAUGGAAUGAGAAUUCCUGGAUUCUGAGCUGCUCUAAUAUCAGAUUCUCUGUCUGGCACAAUAAGAUCAUCACUGCUGUCUCUGCUCCCUUCUCUCAGUCUAACAGAGUAGGAGUGUAUCUGGACUGUCCGGCCGGCUCUCUGUCCUUCUACAGCGUCUCCACGGAAACACACAGACUGACCCAUUUACACACUUUCAGCUGCUCCUUCACUGAACCGCUUUACGCUGGAUUUGGACUUUAUAGUACUGGCUCCUCAGUGUGUGUGAGAUGAAUAUAAAUGUGAGCUGGAGUUUGUAGGACCGACACUCACAUACUGAGAUAUUUCACAGUCACUGCCUGGAGAUUUUGUUGUUCUCCAUGUUUCAUUAUUUGUAGCUAC